This is a messenger RNA of Biomphalaria glabrata, 2051 nucleotides long. RefSeq lists its product as uncharacterized. Bases 200 to 1576 code for a protein of 458 amino acids. The record is from RefSeq and is a predicted model, not a curated record. Gene Ontology annotation, biological process: SCF-dependent proteasomal ubiquitin-dependent protein catabolic process. Gene Ontology annotation, molecular function: protein binding. Gene Ontology annotation, cellular component: SCF ubiquitin ligase complex. NCBI's taxonomy places the organism in Eukaryota, Metazoa, Mollusca, Gastropoda, Planorbidae. The transcript is spliced from 2 exons.
CAUAUCUAUCCCUUUUUUUUUCUAAAUAAUUAAAUAUAUAUAUAUGUGUUUGAUGAUGGCUAAAAAUUAAAAAGAGUAAACUUUAUAUUAUAGAAAAAAGUAAUGACGGUUGGAUUUAUUUGGGGGCAAUGGAUUCUAAAAUGGUACAAGUCACAGAAACAACAUAGUUUAUUUUUUCAACUUAACUGAACCUACGAAAAUGAAUCUUCAUGAGUUUCCAAAUGAAAUAUUGAUCCAUAUUUUUAAAUAUCUGACCACGCAGAGCAAAGUGAACAUUGCCUUGACAUGCAAAAAGUUAAAAAAUGUCAUUUAUGUUAAGGUGUUGUGGCAAAAUGUCAUAGCUAAGCUAAAUCUGCAACAUAAAUCAAUUAAAAUAAAAGGUGGCAAUAAGAAAUUCAAGUCAGAUCAAGAUGAAGCUUGGCCAGACUAUUUGUUUAAAUCUUUAAAUGAGCGUGGCAUCAAUCAAGUUGCACUUGUAUCUGUGAAUCAGUCACGUCUGAAAGUUGAUAUGGAUCUCAUGUCAAAAUAUAUGCCUACUCUUAAUGUUUUAAUAUUUAAAAACAUGAACCUUCAAAGCAAUUCACAGUUAAUUCAAAGCAUGCAACAGCUGAGUUUUUUAAAUAUGGUGUCAUUAGAUUUGUCUUUUAAUUCAUUUGUAAAUGCUGCAGUCAUUCAGUCCAUUGUGAGUUCAAUGCCUCACUUAAAAUAUCUGUACCUAAUUGGAAACAUGGCAGUGAAUGAUGAUUGUCUGGUUUUAUUACUCAGUCUAAAGCAAUUGCAAAUAUUAAACCUCUGUGCUACUAAAAUCAGUGACUAUGGGUUAGCUAUAAUUUCUGGAUAUGUACUUCAUUCCGACAAGUUUAUCUAUGAUAAAUCAGCUCCUUUAUUGUCAAAGCUUCAAACAUUAAACAUUGACCUGUGUUUUAAAGUUACUUGUAAUUCAUGGCCAUUUCUUCAAAGUUUGCCCUCUCUGAAAACACUAAUAACAAGUUCAGAUAAUCUAGUCUCUAGCUCAGCUAUUGAGAGUCUGGUGCACAUGAAGACUUUGAGAUGUUUAUACAUUAGAGGCUGCGUGGGUAACGAAGUGCUUCAGGUGCUGUCUGAGGGAGAUAAUAAGCUUCAAAUGUUACAUUUAAUAGAUUGUAAGGUCAAUGAUAUUGGAGUUCAGUAUUUUAGCACUGGCUUCAGAAAUCUGAGUUUUCUUAGCCUUAACUCUUACAAAAUUACAGAUUCUUGUGUUGCCACCAUAUGUCAACAUCUACCACAGCUAGUUCUAUUGGAUUUAGCUGCAUGCUGUGGCAUUACUAACUGUUCUCUCAAGUAUAUUGGAAAAUGUUUAGAACAUUUAAUGUUUCUGUGUAUAGAUUCUUGCCCUAAGCUUACAAGCAAUGGACUACAAUACAUUCCACUAAACUUUCAAAUUAGUUGUGACAUGGUUAAUAUGUUAAUGACACCCCAUCCAAAAUAUAUCAGUGAUAGUAAUUCUACUGGCAAAAUAUGGUUGACCAAGUUUUCACAUUCCUGUGAUUUUUUCUUCAAGAUUUUAGAUGGUGUAUUACAUAAAAAUAAUAUUUAAUCACAAAUGCAGCCAGCAAGUUCUGUGUAUGGUUAUAUAAUGAAUAUGUUUUAAUAUUGUAAAUAUUUGUCUUUAUACUAUUCUUAUGUAUUGUUUUUUUAUGUUGAUUUAAAUGUUUUCAUACACAUAUUUAUAGAAAAUAAGAAAUAAUAGCUUUUUUAAAUUAUGGUCCUUAUAUCUUAUCUUAUAAAAUACAGACAUUACUUCAAAAAAGAAGAUGAUUAUGCUCUACGUGUUAUGCAUCUAGGCAUGCAUGUUAACCAAUGACUUAAAUGCUGCCAAGUCAUUGGUUUUCCUGGCUGGCUCAGGCAACCCAUUCCAUGCUCUAAUAGCACUAGGGAAGAAGGAGUAUUUGUACAAAUUUGUCCUAGCAUAUGGGACGAGGAAUGUGCCUUUAUCUUUGUGUCUUUCAGAGUAUUUUAUUAAAUUUUGUUUUUGUAUUUGAAGAUUAUGGUUCAGUGUUUUAUGUAUCAUU